Lepisosteus oculatus (spotted gar) is the source of this 1390-nucleotide messenger RNA. RefSeq names its product stum, mechanosensory transduction mediator homolog (gene stum). The record is from RefSeq and is a predicted model, not a curated record. Lineage: Eukaryota; Metazoa; Chordata; Actinopteri; Semionotiformes; Lepisosteidae.
AGUGAUUCCUCGGGAAAGGAGGAGCUAUUUUUAUAUCCCCUGUGUUUGCUCAGUGGGACACUGUCGCUUUAAAUUUGUCAAGCAAAACUAAAUCCAUUCCGCUGGCGGUUCGCAAAUCUAUGCAAAGAGAAACGCAGGGAGAGUACAGUAUCGAAAACGCACAAUCCAGUUUGCAGUCGGGUCGGGUAGCUUCUUGGAAGCGGAUCCCACCCAGUAGAGCCGAGAGGCAACCGCGGAAUCUGUACAACAGGUUGUGAGGGGAAAACAUAACGUCUUAUCUUCUCUCAGUGUUUCACUUUAAAGAUGGACCAGAAAGACACAGAGAUGAAUGAGAAGGGACUGUCUUCCUCGACCAGUGGAGUUGUGGUCCAAGUCAGGGAGAAGAAGGGACCUCUCCGAGCUGCUAUUCCUUAUAUGCCUUUUCCAGUUGCAGUGAUCUGUUUGUUUCUCAACACUUUUGUACCCGGGCUAGGUACCUUUGUGUCAGCAUUCACGGUGUUGUGCGGGGCGCGGACGGAUUUGCCUGACCGACACGUAUGCUGUGUUUUCUGGCUGAACAUUGCCGCGGCCUUCAUUCAGAUUCUUACCGCCAUUGUCAUGGUGGGAUGGAUCAUGAGUAUAUUCUGGGGAAUGGACAUGGUCAUUCUGGCGAUUUCAGAAGGUUACAGGGAUCAAGGAAUUCCUCAGCAACUGUGAAGACAAAGACCACGUUUGAAGUAAGAAAGGAGUCUUCAUGUCUUCAGACCAGGGCAGAAGCCAGCAGACGCCUUUAACGCCAAAGUGGUUGCUGUUUUUACAGGACUGGCUGUCCUACAUGAUCAAUGUGGCAACAUGAAGUACUCUGACUGAGGAAACCAUUCUGGUCCUCUGAAAAGUGAUCUCUGAAAAGAAAUGUACAAACUGUGCCAGGCACAAGUUUUUGAGUGUUCCCAACUCGUUGGGAGAAUUUUGUGUUAGUGCUGGGAGAAAAUCAUUAACAGUUUUCUUCUAGCAUUUACAGCUACUUGGUUAGAUUUUGAUUAGUUUAUUUUACUGGUACAACACAGUAUCUGUGUUUAGCUUCCCCAGAUUUUAUUAUUUGAUGUUAAUCCCCACAAAAGAAAAACAAACUGUCCUUUUAUAUACAGUAUAAUGCAUGGGCAUCUAGUUUUGUGGUAAACAACUCUUUCUAUAAUCCUUUUCUCAAACUUGUCAUGACACACUGUGAUUACCUUGUAUGACAAUUUCUUUUUUAAUCAUUUUUGCUAGGUGUUUUUGUGAAACAUUAUUAUCAUAAACAUCAUUGUAUUGUUGAGUUAAUUGUUCUUGAGCCAGUUGCCAUAGAUACUGUCCACUCACUAAAGGUCUUCAUUUGUACUCAUGAAAUUAAAGAAAUGUAAUUGGUAUUAGA